This is a messenger RNA of Punctularia strigosozonata HHB-11173 SS5, 1452 nucleotides long. Its product is annotated as cytochrome P450. NCBI's taxonomy places the organism in Eukaryota, Fungi, Basidiomycota, Agaricomycetes, Corticiales, Punctulariaceae. Gene Ontology annotation, molecular function: heme binding; iron ion binding; monooxygenase activity. The record is from RefSeq and is a predicted model, not a curated record. The transcript has 10 exons. The coding region runs from base 1 to 1452 and encodes 483 amino acids.
AUGCUGGGAAAUGGGAUCACCAUCGUUAUCACCAGCGCGAAAGCCGUUCGAGAGCUCAUGGAGAAACAAAGUGCAAUCACCGUUGACAGACCUGUGAGCCACUUUGGCUCCCAGAUUGUCGGUGACGCAGUCAACCUAGCACUCGCACACUACUCCGACGAAUGGCGUGUAUUGCGCAAGACUGCAAAUUCAAUUCUUACACCUCAGAGUGCGAUGAAGCAUGUUCCUAUACAGCGAGCAGAAUCCUUCCAGCUCGUAUACGACAUAAUGAAUACACCUCAGCGGGCGUGGUGGCACCUCAGACGUGCAUCCAACUCUGUCGCUUUGUCGGUUCUGUAUGGACAACGUGCUCCAAGUUAUGAAUCGGAGGAAAUAUCGUCGCUCUUUGAUGUCGUGCAACUCACGUCUGAGUUGUUUGACCCCGGUGCUCACCCUCCGGUAGACAUGAUACCCGUCCUGAAACUUGUUCCCGAGAGAUGGGCGGCUUGGAAAUCGUUGGUCAAGCGACUCCGUCAUUUGCAACGCGCUCUAUAUCUCCGCCUUGUCAAGCACUGCGAGAACAGAGUCGCGAACGGAGAAGGCUCUGAGCAGGAGCCUUUCAUCGAUCGAGUCAUACGUAAAGAAGGGGAAUAUGGUUUGACGAGAGAAAUGACGACAUAUCUCGGUGGCUUACUUCUGGAGGCGGGGAGCGACACAAGCGCGUCGUUUAUGCAAUCUUUUGUACUCAUGAUGGCAGCCUUUCCCGACGUACAAAAACGCUUGCACGAGGAGAUUGACCGCAUUGUCGGCCCUGAGCGUGUCCCUACUUUUGAGGACUUCAAUGCUAUGCCAUAUUUGCAGGUGUGGGAAACUCAUGGUAACCCUCGCAUUGCGCUUAUCACACCUUCGAAGGCGACAAUCAAGGAAGUACAUCGUUUCAGACCGGUCGCGCCCUUGGGCGUGCCACAUGCUACGUUGGAGGAUAUGACCUACGAGGGAUAUCUGAUUCCACGCGGUUCCACGAUGAUCGUCAAUUUAUGGGGUAUCUAUCAUGAUUCCGACGUCUUUGAGGAUCCGGAAAUGUUCAGCCCCGAUCGGUAUCUGAAGUCUGAAUAUGGCACCAAGUCGGAUGUCGACCCAUCCGAUUUCAGACACUCAAUGCCUUUCGGUGCCGGAAGGAGAAUCUGCCCCGGGCGACACCUCGCUGAUAAUACGAUUAGAAUUAAUACUAUGGAUCUCAUCUGGGCGUUCAACUUCGCUCCUCUUGUCAAUGAUGCCACUGGAAAGCCAGAGCCCGGAGUUGGCACUGGCCCGAACCCAUUCAAAUGCUCGAUCAAGCCUCGUUCUGCCCGACAUGCCGAUAUCAUGCGCAACGAAUUCACGAACGCCAUACCUCUCUACGGUCCUUACGAACAGGGCCUUAGCAGCGAGGAGAAAUCUUGGCUGGCAAAGCAGAGGGUCUCUCAGGUCUGA